Messenger RNA from Polyodon spathula (Mississippi paddlefish), 4534 nucleotides. Its product is annotated as spindle assembly abnormal protein 6 homolog. Gene Ontology annotation, biological process: centriole replication. The record is from RefSeq and is a predicted model, not a curated record. Bases 1701 to 3692 code for a protein of 663 amino acids. Gene Ontology annotation, cellular component: centrosome; centriole. NCBI's taxonomy places the organism in Eukaryota, Metazoa, Chordata, Actinopteri, Acipenseriformes, Polyodontidae. The transcript has 17 exons.
AGGAGAUUACCUAUGUACAGUUCAAAAUAAUUUAAAAAUGAGCUGCUUUUUAACUGGAACAGUCGAGGUCUUAUCUAAGAAAUUCAUUGUGGGGUUCAGAAAGCUCAAAUAACUUAGUUAAACAAUGUACUGGUAACUGUAACAGUUGUUAAACAGUUGCUUUGGGAAACAAUGUUUCCAGUUAUCUACUAGUCAGUGUCAUGACCCUGGGAAACACAUAUAUAAAUGGUCUGUCAAUAACUGUAAAUGAGCCUGCAAGUAAAUAUUUGCAUAAAACACACCUUUAGUUCAAUUUUGACAUCCACUAUCUGUUGUCAUAUGAAACACAGCAAUCCUCUCCCAUGCUUAUACAGGUAACAUUAUUUGAAUGCAAGUUAAAAUGAAACAUUUUAUUGAAACUUUUUAUUGCUAUUUAAAAAUAUUACAACAGCAGCCUUUUUUUUUAUCACAGUGAGGUACACCCAAUAUCACAUGUGACACAGGUCUCUUUCAUUCAAGCUCCUGUAUUUCACAAAUACAGUACUUGCAAAAAAGAGACCUUGGACCCAACAAACAUAGAUUUUUUCUUUCGUUAGUGUGUGCAACUGAACAAUUCAUUCAAAUCUAUUAUGGACACUACUUCAAGGUUCUGUGUUUUCUUAGAUUAUUACCAACUCUGUAUGCAUUUUUUCAAUUUAAUUGCGUCAGGCAUUGCCUUCGGCCUCAAUAUUUCCAUUUCAGUUUUUGUUGCAUUCUUCAUAGUAACAGCUUCAGUUAAAAGAGUAUUCUCAAAGAAUAUUCAAUAUUAAAUGACAGACUUUUAUAACGAAAUAUGGCAGACUUUUAUAAUGAAACAUACUGAACACACAUCUGGUAAAAAAUAAAAAAUUUGCAAUACCUGUAUCAAUAAUUUAGAUUUGCAGUAGCCCUUGGAUUAGUACAAUUGGAAUUUACCUUACAUACUCCUCAUAUGGGACAAUCGAGGUACAGUAGUAAAUUCUGAUGGGCAACUAAUAUUUGUUUUCUUCCUAACUGAAAUGAUUUUACUGCAGUAGACUCCCAGGUACCAGCAUAUAAAGCUCGCCUUUACUAAGACACUACUAUGCACUGUAAACACAACACUUUCACAUCACAACCACAUGUGGGAAAUGAUUUCGUAAAUUUAAGUUUCAGUUCUGAUCUGCAAGCCAUCGACGGACAUUUCACAGACCUUAUUUCUAUGACUGCAUUAAUGGUUAAUUAUUAUAUCAUUAAAAUGUUUGUUUUAGUGGCAGCACAUUAACAAAAUCUAAACCUACAAAUUACACAAACUACCUGUGAAGUAUUGCAGGUGCUUGUGCGGGCGGGACUGGGGCGCGAAUCCAUGGGAACCACUGAAGAGGGAUAAUUCAGACGGACAGGAAGGAGAAGUUGGAGAACAAAGCUAAACACUCCCUUUGAGAAAAAACGUGGAGUAACAUCAAUGGAAAUGGCAUAACAAGGCAAACUUAAUAGAAAAAGUACGAAUUCAUUAAAAAAAGUAUAAUUUGUACAAGAACGUUUUUUUUUUUUUUUUUCCACACGUAUAACAACAGAAAGGAAAUACACGCUUACCUGAGAGAACAGGUGCAGCGCGUAUGCCUUUCUGAAAAUUGCACAUUGAAAUGGAAUGCGAGUCGGAAAUAACCCCACAUCACCGGGAGUGGGCCUUAUGCUGAACAUUUUAUUAAAUUAAAAUUGCCAUGGCAGAUGAGAUAUUUUGUAAAGUUGUCAACGUAAUUUUGAGGUGUAAAGAUUGCGAAGACAGGAGAGCGAGCAUUAGAUUAACAGUUGAAACUCGGAGUGCAUCAAACCCAGUCCACAAAAAGGAUUUGAUCGUCCGUCUAACUGAUGACACUGAUCCUUUCUUUCUAUAUAACCUCACGAUCAGUGAAGAAGAUUUCCAGAGCCUAAAAUGCCAGCAAGGAUUGUUAGUAGAAUUUUCAUCAUUCGCUCAACGAUUUAUAGACCUUUUAGAACAGUGCAUCUUGGAGCAAACAAAAGAAGUGCCAAGGUUUUUACUGCAAUUGGAAGCAUCAUCUUCAGUUCUAGACAGAUUGCCGGCUGGUUUGAAUGUAAUAGAAACAAACCCAUUCAAACACCUUACUCACCUUUCGCUGAAGCUGCUCCCAGGAAACGACAGUGAUGUGAAGAAGUAUUUAGCAAUCUGUCUCAAAAGCUUAAAGACAGAAAAAAAUAUGCUGGAGGAAAAGCUUCACAGAACUGAAGAUGACCUAUCUAAACGAUUAAGUAUAACGCAGCAGACUUUGGCUGAGAAAACUAAAGAAUUAGACAGGUUGCGGAAUGAAUGGUCAUCUCGCACCUCCUUGCUGACAAACCGGCACACUCAGGAUGUUACAGCUGAGAGAGAGAAAUCUCUGCAGAUUCAGUCCCAGUGCCAGAUAAAGUAUGAACAACAACAAAGGGAGAUGGAGGUGACACACAGCAGAGCAGUGCAGCACUUAGAAAGCAGAGUAGUAGAACUGGAAUCCACCAACAAAGAGCUCACAGAGAGAAAGUACAAAUCAGACUCUGCAAUUCGAGAGCUGAAGGCUAAGCUGACAGGCCUGGAAGAGGACUAUCAUCGAUAUAAACAAGAAGUAAUUUCCUUGGGAAGAGAGAAUUCUACCCUAGAUUCAGAGUGUCAUGAAAAAGAGAAGCUACUGAGUCAGCUAAGGACAAGGACAGCUGUCUUGGAGCAGGAAGUAAAAGAUAAGGAGCAAGUUGUCACAAGGACAACAGUUACAUUUGAAACUGCAAAGGAGCAUAAGAAAAAGUUGGAAGAAAGUGUGGAACACAAACAGUUACUAAUUGGAAAAUUUGAAGCCACUGUGAAAUCUCUGUCAGAGGAGCUUUUAAAGGCCAAUGAAAUUAUAAAAAAGUUGCAGGGGGAUAUGAAGAAACUAAUGGAAAAAAUGAAACUAAAAAAUGCUGUUACUAUGCAACAAGAGAAACUUCUUACUGAAAAGGAGCAAGUGCUUCAAAAAGAAACAUUGGAGCUGGACAACUUGAAACAUGCAUUAAAACAAAAGGAAGAUGAGGCCUCAAAGCUGCAAGAACAACUUGAUAGCACAGCAGAAAAAUUGGAUGAAAGUAAACAGUUGCUUAAGACAAAUGAAAAUGUGAUAUCUUGGUUGAAUAAACAACUAAAUGAAAAUAAGAUAGCUUCAGUGCAAGAAACAGCUGGGUUCUGUGAUUCUGCCAUGCCUGGUAGCACCUCAUCAAAGCCUUCGGUGAUGCAGAACAGUCUGCAACAGCCCCCAGCUCUCUACAGCACUCAUUUCUCUGUCUCCCCGAUGCCCCAGCAAGCCCCUUCUGCCCAGCCUUCAGAUAACUAUUCUAAGAUCUUUGCUUCUUCAGCUGGAAUGCAUCCAGCAUCUUUUGGCCCCAGUAUGAUUAGACACAGACCCCAGGUGCAUUUCAGCCCCCUUUCAAUGAAUAGCGCAACCCCUAGUGCAUUUGAACAGAGACCAGGUCCAUCAACUUCCAGUCCUAUGAUACCGCAUGCCUCAAAUAAAAAUGAUGCUCCUGGAUUAGACAUGAAGUACUUGCAAAAGAGCAUUCCGCUCAAAGCACAGAAGGGCCACAAUCCCUAUAAUGCAGUGCCAACUAGAGCGCUGUUAUCGAAUCGGGUAAAACCACAAACAUUAUCAGCCUAUUUUCCAGGGCAGCAGCCAAAACUCCCAGCAUCGUGAACAUGAAAUGGAGAAGUCAAAAGAAGAAAAAAAACCUGCUGAAAAGUACUUCCCAUGGAAUUAAUUCAGCUUCUGCUUCAAAGUGAACUAAUACAGGUGCUCAUUGAAACUGCCAGAUUUCAAUCUUAUUUUUAUUAUCACUCCUGGGAUGUAACUUUUAUGUGUAUUUUUUGUAUAAAGUCUUCAAUGCUUGUACCAAAGAACUGUAUUUGUGUAAUUCAUUAAUUCUAGCACCUGUGGGUAUAAUUGUCUGUGUUGAGCAGACACUGAAAAAAAAUGCUUAUUUUUCAAUGUGUUAUCCUUUUUAAUAUAGGUGGGUCUAUUUUAAUGUAGUGGAUAUUCUAAUACAAGCCCUCUACGCUUAACACAAUCUGAAAUACUGCAUUACUAAUGUAUGAGAGGGACUGAAGUAAAAAAAUAAAUAUUAUAAAAUCCUUGAAUUUUAAGAAUAAACAUAUGCCUAUACCAAAAAACUUGUAAAUCCGUAGAUUUGAAAAUGCUCCAUAAGUAAUUAUGAAUGUAUUUUAAAAUUCAGUUUGACUCAAGUGUAUCUGUUUAUGUUAUUUCAGUAUUAUGGAUUUCUUUGUUUUCUGUCUAUCGAUCUAUCUAUCACACAUUUAAAGUGGUUCCCUGUAAUCUUCUGGAUUGUGACUACUCUCCAUGCUUUGUCAUAUAUUGGUUUUACAACCUUUCUAUUUAUUUUAUAUAUUGACUAAUGCUUUGCUAAAACUAACCUUUACUGUGCCUUAAGGUAUUUUGACUUCUUAUUGGAGAUAAGCCAGGGGAAAAAAAAUGUAUCGUACUGUGUAUUUUAUAUUUUAAUAUUUGUGGUUCACACAUAU